AACAAAAUACUCUUUUUUAGGUAUCUGGCUACCGGAGAUACAUUUUAUACAAUAGGCCAUAGUUUUAGAGUCGGGUUUUCGACUGUAAGUGCCAUAGUUGUAGAAGUUUGUGAAGCUUUAUGUAGAAAUUUGCAACAUAUUUACUUGCCCGAACCAACUACAGAAAUAUGGAAAAAAUCUGAAGAAGGUUUUAGAAAUACCUGGCGAUUCCCAAAUUGUAUUGGUAGCAUCGAUGGCAAGCAUGUUACUAUCAAGUGUCCAGACAAAACAGGAUCUAAUUAUUGGUGUUAUUUGAAUAAGUUUUCUACAGUAUUAAUGGCUAUUGUUGGCCCAGAUUAUAGAUUCAUUUCAGUUGAUAUUGGCGGUUUUGGUAAAAACAGCGACGGUGGAAUAUUCGAAGCUUCCAACAUGGGAAGAAGAUUUGAAACAAAUCAGAUGGGUGUACCUGAGCCGAAAAAUCUCCCAGGCCAGAAUGAACUUUCCCCCCAUGUCUUAAUUGGAGACGAAGCCUUUGCACUAAAACCAUACUUGUUGAGGCCCUUUCCAUACAGUCAAAGCAGAACAGAUAUUUUCAAGGAAAAUUAUAAUGUGAGGCUCUGUAAAGCGAGAAGAGUAGUAGAAAACGCUUUUGGAAUAUUGGCACAAAAAUGGCGUAUAUUCUACAGACCAAUGGAAACAAAAAUUGAUACUAGUAUUCUUAUUGUGAAAACUGCAUGUAUUUUGCAUAAUUUUCUAAGGACAAAAAAAUGUGAUGAUAGAUUCAUAGAACUUUUAGAUCCACCAGAGCCUGAACUUGGAGCAUUUCAAAAUUUGGACAAUGACCCAAGGAGAGCUGCAAGACUGGCAUUUUCUGUUCGAGAAAAAUUUGCCACGUAUUUUAAUUCAGGACUAUGAAUAAAUUGUUCACGAUGAAAAUAAUGGACUCUUCUUGCAGUAAAUAUAGUAUUGUUUAGGCCUCUGCUUUUCUUUAGUCUUAGAUGUAGAAAAAUAAACCAAUACAAAUCGUAAAACUACUCACCA
Diabrotica virgifera virgifera (western corn rootworm) is the source of this 1020-nucleotide messenger RNA. RefSeq lists its product as uncharacterized. Lineage: Eukaryota; Metazoa; Arthropoda; Insecta; Coleoptera; Chrysomelidae. The transcript has a single exon. The annotation marks the transcript as partial. The record is from RefSeq and is a predicted model, not a curated record.